AUGUCACAGGAGGAUGGGUCCGUCCCCAAGGCCAGCGCCAAUGCGUGUUUGGCUUGUCGGCGAGUCAAGAUGAAAUGCACCAUGACAAUAGACCCUGUCAAAUGUGAUCGCUGUGUGCGUAAAUCAAUGGACUGCGCGUUUCGCGAGCAUCGCCGGGGUAGAAAGCCCGGUACACGGUAUGUGACCGGUCGCGCAUACGACAGAGAUCCCAUCAACUCAUACGGAAAUAGGUUGGUCAAGGCCAAUUCCAAACGGUCGCUCGACUCCAAUAUGCAGGAAGCUGUUCCCGAGCGAUCAAAUGCCGAUUUGCCGCAACCAAGCUCACCGCGCGAUGAGCGCGUCUCUGAUUUUUGGACUGGAUCGGAGGGACUGCAGCCCGAUGGGCUCUUGAGCCACCAGGCUAUGAAGGGAAAGUUUUCGCUUCAAAAUAUUCUCAGCACCAAUCAUGGUUCGACAUUCAAUCCCCCAGCUGAUUCGGUCUCCUCCGAUGAUCCAAUUCGGUGUGGUCUUGUCGGUUAUGAAAGUGUUGUUUGUUUGUUUAGAAGCUUCAUGACCGAAUUAAAUCCAUAUAUCAGCCAACUGGAUCCUAACCUUCAUUCAUUGGAAUAUGUGCGGCAAAAGUCGUCGUUUCUCCUAAGUGCCAUUCUCACAGCGGCAUCCAAGUCAUUUGAACCUGCAUUAUACCCGAGCCUUCAUGCACAUGCUGAGAAAUUAUUCCUAGAAGCUUUCCAACGCGGUGACAAGUCUACCGAAACUGUCCAGGCUAUCAUGAUCCUCACAUAUUGGAAAGAACCAAACGAUACAAGAGCCUGGAUGUCUGUUGGCCUUGCCAUUCGCAUGUCCAUGGAUCUAGGCUGGCAUAAACUAGGAUCAAAUGCAACUCCUCCAGAAGAUCUCACCGAAGCCCGGCAAAGAAGUAUCAGAAAUGACGAGCGCACCUGGCUGGUGCUGUUUGUGUACGAUCGCAGCAUGAGUCUGCAGACAGGGAAACCGUGGAUGAUCGAACGGAGCCCUUUCAUUGAGUCGAUCCAGGAUUGGUGGAAGCAUCCGCAAGCCAUCGACAAUGACCGACUUCUCUGCAGUUUUGUCGCUCUCCGACUGCUGGCAGCGGAGGUUUUUGACCUGCCCAAUCCUGGAAGUCAGUAUCCGGCUCCUCGGCCACUGGCCGUUCUACAAAAUCGCAUCGAGUGGUGGCAAGCCAAGUGGCUGGAGGUGACAGAUCCAGGAAGCUGUCACAACUUCUUGAUCCGAUUUUAUGGCGCCCAUCAAUCUUUACAACUGUUUUCCAUUCCGCUCCAGGAGACUUUGAAGAAAAGCAAGUUUGACGAAACAUGCGAUCUUAACCCGCUUUGGAUCAGCUAUCACAGCGCCAUGACCAUGCUACGCUUGAUGCCCGAGUUCUCAUCUUUCUUGAGUCUCUGCCAGGAUUCCAUUCAUGUCAUGACGGCUUAUUCUGCUGUCCUUCUUAUCAAGCUCCUUCUCUCCUCCCCACAUUCCAUAACCCAAGAGAUUGAGUCCGACACCAUCGCAACAAUCAGUGCCGCAGCAGAUGUCCUCACUGCCCAAUCCUCAUCCUCAGGCAGCUGCAGCCUCCAGUCCAAAUUUCUCAAAAACAUUCUCGUGGAAUUCUCCACGAUCCGCCGCCACCGUCCAAUUGCAAUGCGAACUGCACCCCGAGCGACCGACAGGGCUCACGGAUUUAUUGACUCCAAUCUCGCCCCGGGUUCCGCAGCUACCUCUUUCCCGAACUCCCCCGCAACAAUCCAAUCCCAAUCCUCAUCUGUACAACCCACGGAGUCUCACACCUUUCCUACCCCGAGAUCUUUCCAGCCACAACCCACCCCCGCAAACCUAGAUCAUACGCUUCAACAUCCACAACCUCCUCCCCAUCCAUCAUCUAUUCCGCAGCAUCUCUUCCGUCGCCUGCCGAAUCAACCGUACGACCUGCCCAUGCCUUCUGUCCAAAUAGCGCCAAAUGGUCAGCCCAUGUCGGGGAUCGGCUUCAACAACCAAAUAGACGAGGCUUCAAAUUUCCUUUUCAGCGAUGAAGCCAUGUGGGUCGGCAUGUUUGCAAGUGCAGGGUUUAGCAUUCAGGACGGGGUAUUUUGUGGACAAGCCACAUAG
This is a messenger RNA of Penicillium soppii, 2124 nucleotides long. RefSeq names its product Zn(II)2Cys6 transcription factor. Gene Ontology annotation, biological process: DNA-templated transcription; regulation of DNA-templated transcription. Gene Ontology annotation, molecular function: DNA-binding transcription factor activity, RNA polymerase II-specific; zinc ion binding; transcription cis-regulatory region binding. The record is from RefSeq and is a predicted model, not a curated record. Bases 1 to 2124 code for a protein of 707 amino acids. The transcript is spliced from 5 exons. Gene Ontology annotation, cellular component: nucleus. NCBI's taxonomy places the organism in Eukaryota, Fungi, Ascomycota, Eurotiomycetes, Eurotiales, Aspergillaceae.